Messenger RNA from Protopolystoma xenopodis, 1503 nucleotides. The record is from the annotation of a GenBank genome assembly. Lineage: Eukaryota; Metazoa; Platyhelminthes; Monogenea; Polystomatidea; Polystomatidae.
AUGGCCUGGUCGCUUAGACAUGGUGUAUACGCCGAAGAGAUCAGUUUCCCCGGCUAUUCUGGCCAGAGUCAACCACAGUCGGCCUAUUAUCAGGCCAUGUCGAGCGCAUCUUCACCCUAUCUUCUGCAAUCCAUCUACUUGUCCACGACUUCCGGCCACCCCGGAGGUGGAUCCGUCUGGUCUCAGGAGCAGGCAGACUGCUUGACUGGCCAAGGCAGUGAACCGUCUGACGACUGGACCCGACUCGGUAUUGCUGCCAGAAGCACGGAUCGUUCAGUUGACCCGAUCAGUCCUUUGGCCAAUCAGAGGCACAGGCGACAAGUAGCCAAAUCAACCGGGGCCGGGGUUGAACCGGACAGUCAAGAGGCAACACUCAGACCCUCGGUCUACAAUUAUCCCAAUGCCACUGGUUUUCUCGCCACCGGCUGGGGCUCUAGUCAGCCUCAAUCGCUGCCACCUUCGACACAUCAUCACGCAUACCCGCAACACCUUUCACAACCUACCGAUUCCCAAGGAGACCAACAACAGUCACAUCCUCGUCUACCGUCGCAGCAGAAUCACACCCAUCUUCACCUUCAUUCCAACCCGUCGGCACACCAGCAUCAACAACACUCUUUCUCUCCAGACACAGCAGACCAACUCUAUUUGGACUCUCGCCUCCGAGAGGGCAAGUCGCUUGAACAACAACUCGCGUCACAUCGAAUGGUCGGAAGAGAAGCUGAAAUGCGAGAAAAACUUUCAUCGCUCGGCACCCCUGACCGCCUUGCCGACUAUCGGUCUUUAUUGGUUGCGGCGGCUGCAGUCCGAGAGCAGCAUCUUCAACACCAACACCAUCAACAACAGCAUCAUCAACAUCAGCAACAACAACAACAAAGUCCCAUGUCUCAGUCUCAACAGUACCCACUGUCUCCAGAAUUGCACUACCAACAACAGCAUUUUUAUCAGACACGUCAACAACAACUGUACCCCAGUGGGCAAAACUAUUUCUCGGACUAUCAACAAACACCGCAGCAGCAGCAGCAACAGCAACAACAACAACAACAACAACAGCAUUACUCAUCCCUCUACCAGGCUUACCAGACCUGCGGAGCCACUCAACCUGCCUUGCAGGCCUACAUUCCAAAUGAUAUUCGGCCUGGCUUCAUGCCUUCCCCGAAUGACGAGACGACCCAUUGCUUUGUCCCACUCGAUUAUCCCUCAGCCGCAGCCAACCUUGACUCGACGGCAACCCUGACAACAUUGCCCGUGACGACAACAACUACAGCCGCGGCAACAACGGCUGCUACGGCCGCGGCCGCAGCCGCAGCUGCCGCGGCAGCAGCAGCGGCGGCCUGUUGGAUGCCGUUUGGACAAACGGAUGCUAAUUUUUUGACACGACGUGCAGACCAAGAUGUUCGAGCAGCCACGAUUUCGACGGGUGGACGUCGAUUCGAUGAUGGAGAGUCGUUCAAGUCGUUUCGAGGCCCUCUUAGUUCCUGGCAAGGCACAUUAGGUGGGUAUUGA